This is a messenger RNA of Varroa destructor (honeybee mite), 4089 nucleotides long. It is a transcript of the gene nop5, whose product is annotated as nop5 ribonucleoprotein. Gene Ontology annotation, molecular function: snoRNA binding. The record is from RefSeq and is a predicted model, not a curated record. NCBI's taxonomy places the organism in Eukaryota, Metazoa, Arthropoda, Arachnida, Mesostigmata, Varroidae. Gene Ontology annotation, cellular component: box C/D methylation guide snoRNP complex; small-subunit processome.
CUCUUUUUGCAUGCGGCCGAGUCGUGGUCAGCCGUUUGUUUGUGGGAAAUUUUGCGCGUUGUCGAUAAAAAAUGUUAGUACUUUUUGAAUCGCCAGCCGGCUAUGCCGUCUUCAAGGUUCUCGACGAGAAAAAAGUUCAGAAGACCGAUAACUUAUUCAAGGAGUUUGAAGAUGCAUCCGGUGCUGCCAAGAUUCUCAAACUCAAGCAUUUCCAGAAGUUUCAAGACAUGACUCAGGCUUUAAGUGCCGCCACGGCGGCCAUCGAAGGCAAAUUGUGCAAGCCUCUCAAAAAAGUUUUGAAGAAGCUAGCUGUUAGCGACGCACACGAGACUCUGGCUGUUGCAGACGCCAAGCUGGGAAAUAUCAUCAAAGAGAAGAUGGAUAUUCUUUGUGUAGCUAAUUCAUCCAUCCAGGAAUUGAUGAGAUGUAUCCGGUCUCAGCAGGAAGCUUUGAUUACUGGGCUGUCUCAGAGGGAAGCAACAGCAAUGGCUCUUGGUCUUGCCCAUUCUCUUUCACGAUACAAGCUCAAAUUUUCACCAGAUAAGGUAGACACAAUGAUAAUUCAAGCGGUGUCAUUGUUAGAUGAUUUGGACAAGGAGCUAAAUAAUUACGUCAUGCGGUGCAAAGAAUGGUAUGGCUGGCAUUUUCCAGAAAUGAGUAAGGUGGUGACGGACAACAUGUUAUACGUUAAAACUGUGCGCAAAAUGGGAAUGCGUAGCAAUGCCAUUAAUUUGGACUUAUCGGAUAUUCUGCCCGAGGACCAAGAGGCAAAGAUUAAGGAGCUGGCUGAAGUCUCUAUGGGUACAGAAAUUGCUCCUGAUGACGUGGCUAAUAUUAUGCAUCUUUGUGAUGAGGUUAUUCAAAUGACCGAAUACCGAGGGACCCUUUAUGAGUAUCUUAAAAAUCGUAUGACAGCGGUAGCUCCUAACCUGACAGUCCUUGUGGGUGAAUUAGUAGGUGCUCGUUUAAUUGCUCAUGCCGGUUCACUAUUGAAUCUAUCUAAGCAACCUGCUUCAACUGUCCAAAUUCUUGGUGCAGAAAAGGCACUCUUCCGCGCUCUGAAAACCAAGCACGAUACACCCAAGUACGGCCUUAUCUACCACGCACAAAUGGUGGGUCAGAGUAGCCAAAAAUGUAAGGGAAAAGCAUCAAGAUGGCUGGCAGCGAAAUCAGCUCUUGCCAUCAGGGUGGACGCUUUAGGCGAAGACACUGACACUGAAAUGUCGCUUCGAAAUCGAGCCAACCUUGAGGCGCGUCUCAAGAUGCUUGAAGACGGUAAGCUAACACGAAUAUCGAAGACUGGCGGUAGCAAGUCAAACAAAUUCGAUGUGUAUCGACAUAAAAGUGAGAUCCUUGAAUAUAAACCCGCAAAAGACUCUACCUUAGGAAAGAAGCGCAAGACGUUCGCCGAUGAUGACGACGAUGCCCCUCAUGAACCUAAACAGUUCAUUAAGAAAUCAAAACAUUCAGAUGUGCAGCAGGAACAGGAAGAGGAUCAAAAGGUGGAACAAGGCAGCGAAGAACAGUCUCCGGUUGAAAAGAAGAAAAAAAAGAAAAAGAAGUCAAAGGUUGCUGAAGAGCAGGAAGAGGUUGAGUGAAUUUGGUAGAAUAUUCUGGUCCAUUCCUUACCCGAUGCGACAAAAGGCCCCUAGUUUAUAUAAAAUAAGUGUUAUAUGUGUAUUUAAAGAUGGAAGUAAGAAAACAUCAUUUCAAGUGGCUUCUUCGUUUCUCACGCGCAUCUACUAAUCGUAUUUCCGAUUAAUUCAAACUCUACAAAAGAAGAGGAGAUCCCGUUAUUAUUAGACAACAGGCAAAGGGUAACAUUAAGACGAAUUGGCUGGACACAGAUUACGUUAAGCUUUAUUUAGCAAACUAGGUUUUUUGUUUUUUGCACUUGAGGUUCUUUCUCUAGCCUGUUGAUGAACAUUCUCCGCAACAGUUAGCUUGUCAAGGAAGAUGUAAACGUAAUAUCAAUGAGAUCACAAGUGAUGCAUCCGGCAAAGUUGAAAAGAAAUUGUUUUAUCGAAGUCUGGUAAAAGUGUAAUGUAGACAAACUGCUAUAUGAUGAUCUGAGUGUAAAGGCGAAGAAGUCCAUACAUGAUUGUGUAUAAAUGGGUAUGCCUAACUCAUAGUUAAAAUAAUUAUGUAGUCAGAAUGAAGUGAUGCUAUAAGUGUAUACUAAAUUUGUGGUCUGCUUAGAAAUUUAAUUAUUAGACGUGUAUUUUUUGUUUUUGUAAAAUAUAAAUUUUAAUUUGAUAAUAUUUCUUCGAAAUAAUGUUGGCAUUUUUUGCCUGAUUUAUUUAAACUGCUGCUGUUAACCAAUCUUCGGACGCUUCUAUGAGUGCUUUCCAGUAUUGCAAAAGAAGUUUUGUAGAAUGCUCAAAUCAUAAAAUGCUUUAAUUAAAGUAUCAUGCUUGAUAAAUUAAGCCUGGGCCCGGUCAACAUUAGGCUGGGAAAAACGAAGCCAAACGGUGUCUUUUCAGGAUUUUAUUUCAAACAGCAGUCAAAAUAAAACAAUUAAAUGACAGAUAUUUACUAACAUAAUCGGAUAGAGAUAUUUCAAAUUAGCAUUCACAUAAUGCGAAAAGAUUUUUAUCACCAUAAAUUGAAUUUGCUCCUAGCUGAAAACUUAUUUCUAAAUAUUCUUCCAUAAAUGAAUAAAACUUUAUCAUAAGGUGAAAAAAAGCUGAGUUUGUUUAGAUAUAACAGAAUUUAUUCUGCAUAUUUGUCAACCGUAAGAUUCGCUUAUAUGUGCAAAUGUGCUAACUUGCAUUAGCUCCAUGAACAAACACCCCAUGGCGUAGUUAAACAAUUUUGUUUGUUUUUUAGUAUUAUUAUUGCCGCGGUACAGAUUGUCUAUCCUAUUAAGAUUUUCAUUUUCAUACCUAAAGAACCAUUGAGAUAUCACCACUCAUUUUUCGGUCAACAUCUAAAUAUACAUUUUUGCCGUGGUAUGAACUAAAACAGCACCGAAAGGUCUAUGUGCUAUUACUAUAUUUUUUGAAGUUUCUUUUCGCUCUCUAUCGAAUUCGCUCCUACAUUAUUCGGCAUGAGGGUGUGUGUUAUUCCGUAAUGCUCACGUACCGUAUGCGCAUAAUAUAUCCGUAUAUAAACAUUUUAGCGAGCUUUGCAAAUAUUUCGCUCAUAAUUUAUUUUUAUGUUAACACCCAGAUACAACUCCGUCUCUUCAAGUCUAUUGUCGUCUGCUCUUCAUGGAUUUAGCAAUUACAGAUUCACUUCUAAAUGUCAACUUCUAUAAUUGAAUAGUAACAAGGGCAUGUAACAAUAGCUAUACAUAUUUAAAAUCUAAAUUUCAUAUGACCAUUACUAGGAUUAUCCACCCUAGUUACUAAUGUUACUGCAAUAAAUUAGCCUAAAAUUCUAAUCAAUAUGUUCAUCACGAAGCACGUGAUAAAUCCCCUUUAAGGGGUCUCACUGAAACUGUACUCAAUAACUAUAGGACACUAAACCUUUUAUAUCGGCUAAAAUGUUUCGAUCGCGGAAAGGUGAUUAUAAUGCUUCUAUAUGCUAUUAUUAUAUUUUCUGAAAUUGGCUUCCGCUCUCUAUGAAAUUCGCUCCUACACUAUCCGGCGUGAGCGUGUAUGCUAUUACGUGAUGGUUAGGCACCGUAUGUGCAUAAUACAAUAAUAUAUCUGUAUAUUAACGUUUUAGCAAGCUUUGCAAAUUAUUCGCUCGUAAUUUUUAUGCUAACGCUCAAAUACAACUCGGUCGCUUACAGUCUAUUGUCAUCUGCUGUUCAGAGCUUUAUCAAUUACUGACUCAUUUUUACCUCAUUUCAUUGACUUCAUUUCUAAAUGGAUACACGCAUCCAGCUGAUAUUAUUGGUUCACAAAAGAAUCUUGCCACUGAAAAACUUGUACAUACUUUUUUCAAGGAGGAACAUAUCAUAGGAUCGUGUACAAGUCAUCUUUUUGUAUAUAUGACAAGGGCACUGAUUUGCGUGAAUCGCUUGAGAUCGUUUUAUAUGAUUAGUACUAUAUAGGAAUAUCUCUUUCCACAAAAUUAAAGUUGCACGAGACACUUUGUCUGUUCAUGAGGGCCCAAGAAUGUGCUACUGUGGGUUCGGCG